UGGGUUUGGUUGAGGUAGUUUGUUUGUGUGCGAGGCAGUCGGGGGCCGCAAAGGGGGGAGUCGGAGCCGUCUCAGGAGCUACUACUAACUGUUGGAAGAAGUUGUCAUACUUUUCCAAGCCAACCCUCCCCCCGUGCUCACAAGGUCUGGUCAGUGGCUGGUAGGUUUUUGCAUUGGCUGGGGCACAGGCUGCUCUUGGAAUCCAGGCCAUGACCAGCAGAGGAGCUGCCAGGCCGAAUGGUCAGUCACAAGCCAGUAAGAUCUGUCAGUUCAAGCUAGUACUACUGGGUGAAUCAGCAGUCGGCAAGUCCAGCCUGGUGCUGCGCUUUGUCAAGGGACAGUUCCACGAAUACCAGGAGAGCACCAUUGGUGCGGCUUUCCUCACACAGUCUGUCUGCCUAGAUGACACAACGGUAAAGUUUGAGAUCUGGGACACAGCUGGCCAGGAAAGAUAUCACAGUUUGGCCCCUAUGUAUUACCGAGGGGCUCAAGCUGCCAUUGUCGUGUAUGACAUAACCAACCAGGAAACGUUUGCACGAGCAAAAACAUGGGUGAAAGAACUCCAGCGACAAGCUAGCCCAAAUAUUGUUAUAGCCUUAGCGGGAAAUAAGGCUGAUCUUGCCAACAAGCGCAUGGUAGAAUAUGAAGAGGCCCAGGCUUAUGCAGAUGACAACAGUCUAUUGUUUAUGGAGACAUCUGCCAAGACAGCAAUGAAUGUUAACGACCUCUUCCUGGCGAUAGCUAAGAAGCUGCCAAAGAGUGAGCCCCAGAACACAGGCGGUGCCGUGGGUCGGAAUCGAGGUGUGGACCUUCAUGAGCAGUCCCAGCAGAACAAGAGCCAGUGUUGUAGCAACUAAACAGUGGCAUUAAAGCAGCCAGCAAGAGAUAAGAUAUAACCUCCAUUCCCAGCCCCACUCAGCCACACCUCACCUCCAAUAACAGCAUUGGCGCACUUGGAAGCCGCCCCCCUUCCUUCUCCUGAGAGCUCCGUUUAACUGCACUUCUAAUGCUUCAGAAACCAACACCAGACGUCUGUUACCACCACCCCAAGAAAAUGGAGAUAGACCGACCGGGGACUUAACUUCCAAAAACAAACUCUUCUUCACUUUGUAUUAUAGGUGCAAAUAGCUACCUACUUACUUGGAUUCCCCUGCUCUGUUUUCUCCCAGAUAAUAUUCCUUUCCCUCUUCCAUCUCCCCCCACACACUGUCUUUGCUCUCAUAAAAUCUGUGUUCUUGGUCCUGUAACAUCCACCCUCUCCACCUCCACCUCCCUUUAUUUUGUUGAAUGCUGUGGGGGUGGGUCACAAGUGAGGGGAAACUCAAUUCCUGUAGAUUUAUUUUUAAGAGCAAGAUUAAUGGAUUUCCUCAGAAAAUGCAGGUUUUUUGUUUUGUUUUUGAGGGGAUCCUUUGGAGUUUUUUUUUUUUUAAAAAAAAAUCAUUUGUUUUCAGUGUUCAGAAAAGCUGCAGUGUCCUUCAUUAUUUUUUUCCAGGGCAGCCUUUACUGGCUGGGUUGGAGAAGGAGCUUCUAUCUCAACUCUUGCUAGUGGCUUGCUUGCUAUGACAUGAAUUGUGACCCUAGGUUUCAGUGGCAUGAAUACAAAAAUCAUGUGUUUAUGAAUAUAGAAUAUAAGAAACAGUUUUCCCGGACCCUUGGAUAGUACUUGAUUGAUGCCUUAGAAGUUGUGUUGGCCAGGACUGUAGCAGAGGGAGGGGAGACUCAUUUGAGGAGUGUUGAUAUUGAUUGGCGUGGCUAGUGUUCCAUGCCAAAAGGCUACCAUGUCUCUCCUCCUGUUACCUUAACAUUCAGGUGAUUGUCUGCGGGUUGCACUUCAGUCAUCAGAAUCCCAUUAGGGGCAUUCUGUUCUCUGCUCAACAGGUGUGACCAGCUGUCUGAAGCAGGAAUGUGCAAAGGAGACAGAGCUCUCUUGUGUUCUCUUGGCCUACCACGGGGGAGCCUGUCAGAGUUCCCUUUUAAUAGGUUUUCCCUGCUCAGCCUGUGCUUGGCAAUAACAUACAGUAUGCACAACAUUGUCUAGUAGAAUGUUGUUCUAAGUUGCCAAAAGGAGAAACGCCCUUGCAUCUAUGGCAAAAGCCUUUUCCUAAUGAUUAUUACAGACAAAGACUUUUGGCUUUGGAGCUAGGAGUGCAAGAAUGAGAAACAAGACAACAUUCUAGAUGGGAGGAGAGAUGCUAGCAGGAGGACCAGUACUGUACAUUUUAUACCCUCUUCCUUGCCAUGGAGCACCCGGCUUGCCUUGUGACUGUUUCCUUACAUCUUUGUGAAAUCUCCUUGUGUACAAACUUGGUCUUACCUUAUGUAACAUUGUUGAGAGGUGGUGGAGCAGUCCCAUCUGUCUUCACCCCUUGGAUCCCCAAGGGCUGCCUAAACCUGAGAACUGUUUGAAUUAAACAUAGCCCUUUUAUGUUCAGUUUACUCUGUAAAUAGCACAGCACAGAUGUCUGUAAAAAUAAUAACAAUAAUAAAGGGGUGGGUGGUUGUGGGGUUUUUACUUCCCUGCUAUUAGGUAAACAAAGUAAUAGCUUUUUAAAUUUAGCUGUAGAUACUGCUGAUCUGUAAGAGUAAGCAUACUACUAUCUCUCACUCACAUCUUACUCUCUGAACAGCUAGCAACAGUCCACUGUCUUUGUAAGGAAUGUCUCCUUUCCCAAAAGCAUUCUUCCAACCCCCUUCCCGCAGCACUCACUUUCUUAAAGCUUCAAACAUGAACAUAUCUUCUGAAGUGGAGCUGUUCCCCCUCCUCCCCAUGCUGUCCUGACUUGGCUUCAAGAUAGCUUACAACCAAUAGGAGCAUCUCUUGGGUGUAUUCCGAUGUCUAUGUCAUGCAGAUGUCUCACAUGAUUGCUGCUGCGGCAGAGCUUGGAAUGAGCCAUGCUUAAACACAUGUGCACAUCCGUUCCCGAUUAUUUCCCCAGGCACUGUUUUCAACACUUGGAUUUUGCACAUGUACCUGUUCCUAUUCACUAGUGCAACUUAAAUACUGAUAUCCACCCAAACAGUGUGGGCAUCUAGGACUUAAACUUUGUUCUUAGCGACUCUUUUAGCCAUAUACUGAAACUGUUAAAUCCUACGCUGCUGUCAGCAUGUGGUAAAUGUCUAUUGGGUGGCAGCUUUAUUAAACUAGAAGCAACUAAGGAAGGAGCUAAACUGACCUGUCUCCUCAAGGCAUUAGUAAGAAUACUGCAAAGCUCAAUUGACUUAAGUUGUAUAUGUGGUAACAUUUUGCCUCAUCCAAUUGACAAAAGUGCAGAGUUGGCUCUUGAGAUGUAAUCAGGCUCCUCUCUAUCAUUGUACAUGCAACUUUUGAUGAUGCUCAUGAUUAUAAAGUCUAGAUCACAUUAAGAGUACCCCAGCAUCUUUCCCACAUUUAUUCCAAGCUCUGAAACUCCAUUUGGUGUCAGGGUAGAACUCUGUGAGGGAGAAUCUUGAAAUGGAGUCUUGCACCUUCAGUUACAUUCACUGUAAAACCUUUUUCACUGACAGUUUUGUGUUUUUGUUGUGUGCAUAUAAUGUGGUGUUUGUAGCCAUCUAGGAGGACCUAGGAGCAGGGAAUAAUGCCUUUCCCCUUCCAAAAAAGCUAAGGUGCUGUAUUGCUCUCAGUUCAUGGCAAAGCAAAAACAGAUUUUGUACUUAAAUACCAAAAAAACCCAACCCUACUGCUUUCAGUUACUGCCCACAAAGUUUUUUACUACGUCCUGGCUAGUUCCUGGACCAAGUGAGGACACUGCAGCUUUUUCUUAAAACAACAAAAACACCCUUUUUCUUCCACCUAUUCUUUUCUUCUGAUCAGUUUUUUUUUUUUUUUUGCUUUUGAGAAAGCUCUUACAUUGCAUUUAAAAUAACAAUCAUGGUAACAGAAUUCAACUGCUGAUUUACCGAUGUAUUUAAUGUAAGUAAACAAAAAAUCAGUGUAUUAGA
This is a messenger RNA of Elgaria multicarinata webbii, 3939 nucleotides long. RefSeq names its product RAB5B, member RAS oncogene family (gene RAB5B). The transcript has 6 exons. The record is from RefSeq and is a predicted model, not a curated record. The coding region runs from base 210 to 857 and encodes 215 amino acids. NCBI's taxonomy places the organism in Eukaryota, Metazoa, Chordata, Lepidosauria, Squamata, Anguidae. Gene Ontology annotation, molecular function: GTP binding; GTPase activity. Gene Ontology annotation, cellular component: endosome; Golgi apparatus.